Molecule: messenger RNA, 1710 nt
Organism: Notodromas monacha
Lineage: Eukaryota; Metazoa; Arthropoda; Ostracoda; Podocopida; Cyprididae
Source: the annotation of a GenBank genome assembly
AUGGCGGACGUCCCAAAAAGGACGGGAAAGGCUGCAGUUAUUCUGACGAAAGGAUAUCAGACGCUAAGACUUUCUAGAAAGCCGUCCGCGGUGCGUGCUUAGCUGCGAGCGAAAUGGCAAAACAGCACCGGUGCUCGCAUCAUUUUAAAAAUUGCCGCUAGAUGGCCAUCCACCCGGUUUAGUCGGAAGGUGUUUUAUGGCUUGGUCGGAGCUGCGGCUAGGAUCCCCUUGGUCUACUACAUGGGGCAAACGUUGUCAGAGCCCGUCACUACCAAGGAAUCGGCGACUGUGGAGAAUUCCGUCUGGAAAGUCGGCUCAUCCUCCAUGCAGGGAUGGCGCGUGUCCAUGGAGGAUUCCCACACUCACAUUCUCUCUUUGCCCGAUGACCCGGGGACUUGUUUCUUUGGUGUCUAUGAUGGACACGGAGGUUGCAAAAUUUCCCAGCAUGUGGGCAAGCAUCUCCACAAAUACAUCAUUCAGCAAGAGGAAUACCUCAGAGGGAACAUUGAGGAGGCCAUCCGACUGGGUUUCCUGGAGAUGGAUCGGAUCAUGUCACACGACAUGGCUUUGAAAGAAGACUCUUCAGGAACAACAGCUGUAGUAGUUAUCGUGAAAGAUGGAAGACUUUUCUGCGGCAAUGUUGGAGAUUCGCGUGCUGUGGCAUCCCUGCGUGGCAUGGCAGAGGACUUGUCCAUGGACCACAAGCCAACCGGGGAGAAGGAGCUGACUCGGAUAGUGGCCGCCGGCGGGUAUGUGGAAUACUCGCGCGUCAACGGGAACCUGGCCCUAUCCCGGGCCUUGGGGGACUACGGGUACAAGCAGAAUGUCCUCAAGUCUCCCGAGGAACAGGUUGUCACUGCCAAUCCAGACGUGGAAGUUCGUCAACUGACCAACGAUUACGAGUUUGUUCUCAUUGCCUGUGACGGCAUCUGGGAUGUUUUGUCUAGUCAGGAUGCUAUAGAUUUUGUCCGUCAGCGGAUUGCUCAAGGACUAGAACCAGAAGCUAUUUGUGAAGCACUGCUGGAGCACUGUUUGGCACCUGACUUGUCCUUUGGAGGGUUGGGCUGUGAUAACAUGACUGUUAUUCUUGCUGUAUAUGUGAAUGGACGGCCUUAUGAGGAUGUCUUAUGUGUGCCAGUCAAGCUGGCUCUGCUUAGGACCAUUGAUGAUGCAUUGCCUAGCAAUGACAUGACAGAAUCCACUGCAAGCAUCACUUCAGCUGGCUUCACAACACCAGCUGAGGCUGACAGCAGCAAGCCAAGAAUGGAAUCAAGUGUGGAUCAGAAAGACAGAGUGGAAAAGGCAUGAUGUUGCUGGCAGAAAACACUGCUUCUUGGUCAAUGGGGAAUUUGCAUGAUCAACUCACAGGAGACAUAUGUCUAAACAAUUUGAGCAGAUCUGGAUCCAUCCAACCAUUGACUGGAGGACAUACUCCAUUAACUUCCUUUCUUCUGUGCUGGCUUGAAGUGAUAUUGGCACCAUUUUAUGUUCUCCCAUUGACAGGAACUGUUUGCAUUAUCUGAUUACAUUGAUGCUUCUUGUUUUUUUUAUGGCUCUAAGUUAUAUAUUGCCAAGCUCAAUUCUUGAACAUACUGGCAUAGUUGUUGCUGCAUUUACUUUUGAGUAAAGACAAGUUCCUUGCUUGACUGUUGAAGUAUGCUGGCCUUUUCUCAAUAAUGUAAGUUUAAUGCAUUUGAACCUUUUGGUCCC